UUAAUAUCCAGACAGUGAGGAAGCUGUGAAUUAUAACUAUCCUAAACAAGCGAAUGAUUUCUUGCACUUUAAAGGAGAAGAAGUCUACUUCUGCAGUCAGUCUCAACAUGCUGGCUCCUCUCUAUCAUUAAACGGAGAAAUUCCGCUCAUAAUUGAGUUAACAACUGGCUGUUCUAAGAACAGCCAGUUGUUAAUCAACUCAGAUAGGAAUUCGAGCUCUGACUUACGUGCAGUGAGCCUUGAUGUUAUUAGACGGCCGAUUUUCCUAUAUCCAGCCAAUAUAAAGACUAAUGAUUUUGCCUCUCCGAAUAAUGAGGACGUCAAACACUCUCGUAUGUACAGGAUUUUUAAAAAGAGGGGCGAUUUUUGCUCUUUGCUUAUUUGUGUUUUGCGAAUGGUUUAUUUACUACUUGGUGAUACUUCAAUGUUCGUGGCCCGAAUUUACUAUCGAGGAACAUGCAAAGCCUUCCGAACCUCUCAAGACUAUGCUACUGACCGAUACACACUUGUUAGGGUCAAAAGACGGCCACUGGUUCGACAAACUGCGGAGAGAAUGGCAAAUGGAAAGAGCGUUUCAAACGGCUGUGUCCUAUUUCAAACCAGAUGUCGUCUUUUUACUUGGAGAUCUAUUUGAUGAGGGUCUGAAAUGCAGUGACGAGGGCUUCUGGUGAUCAGCAUCUUUUUCAACGAUUUUCAGCAGAGUUUGACUCUCCCUCUGUAAAACUACUGAAUAUAAGAGGAAACUUGUUUGUCCUCAUAAACUCCAUAGCACUGCAAGGUGAUGAAUGUUCUAUGUGCUCUGAGGCCAUGACUCAACUGACCAGUGUGGCAGACAAACUGAACUGUCACAGACAGAGGUUUGGGAAAAAGGUCUAUGAAGAUGUGCUCAAGAAGGAGAAGACAACAUGUGAACUACCUAAGAAUUCUCCUGCUCCAAUACUCAUACAGCAUUUUCCGUUGUAUCGUCGAAAUGAAAAGAGAUGUACAGGUGUUGAUGCUCCUCCUGAUGAAGAAAGGCGCUCCACAAACAGAGAGAAAUGGGAAGUGGUUUCCAAGGAGAUGUCACAAAAACUUCUGUCGUUACUUCGACCACGACUGGUACUGAGUGGCCACACCCAUCAUGGCUGCUAUCUGGUACACGAUGAUGGUACCCCUGAAAUGACGAUCCCGUCGUUCAGCUGGAGGAAUAGAAAUAAUCCUAGUUUUGUUUUGAGCAUCGUUUCCCCGGAAAAGUUCGCCCUGUCAAAAUGUUUUAUUCCUCAGGAGAGCACAGUAAUUGCAGUGUAUAUCAUAGGAGGAAUCGUGUUUGUAGUAAUGAACUGCAGACUUACAUAUACAUCCCUCAGAACCCGUAGAAAAUUUAGCUCUUGUAUCAGGUAACACAAGAUCUAUCAAUGAAAAAUGGCUUAAGCUUAUUUUUCUGUCCUGAAAAAAGAUGUAUGGCAAAUAAAUUGUAAAUGAGUUUCAAUGAAUCCUAAAUUAAUUGUAAAUACAUUUGAAAAUUGUCGACCACUUUAAGCUUUGGUAUGGGAAACGAAAUAAAACUGAUAUAGAAUAACGGCCUAUAUGCUGGACUUGCAAUCGUUUAUGGUAUAAUGCAUCUGUACAAUUAUAGACAACUAUUUUAUAUACAGAAAUUUGAAAAAGGAUUGGUGAAGUAAGUAAGUAAGUAAGUAAGUAAGUAAGUAAGUAAGCAACUUUAUUUCAACUCAGGUUUAUGAGGCCGCUGACUAGGUCCCCAGCAGUACAAAGCUAAUAUGCCGAUAAAAGUGUAGUAAAGUAUGGUGACCAAGAACUCCAACAGCUAUAACCUAAGGAAAUCCCUGAAUGUUGUACUUAAUAGGCCCAAAACCGAACUGGGUCGUAGGUCCUUUGCUCAUAGAUCUGCAGUAGCAUGGAAUGCACUUCCCGAUAAUUUUAAAGAUUCUCCAAAUUUAUCUAUUUUUAAAUAUAACUUAAAACAAUCCAAGCAAACUGUCAUGAAUAUUAAUUUUGAAAAGGGAAGUAAUGUUAUACAAAACAUGAAACCAAACUUUCACUAUUACUAAAAUUUUAUGGUUUACUUAAUUUAUUCAACUUAUAAAUUCUACCAUGUCUGUGUUUUGUAAUAAUAGACUAUUUAGUUUAGGCAGGUCCACAUCAGCUGUAAAGUUGCGCAAAUUUUAACCUGCGUUAUCAAAUAAAGUUAUGUAUGUAUGUAUGUA
Molecule: messenger RNA, 2204 nt
Organism: Stylophora pistillata
Lineage: Eukaryota; Metazoa; Cnidaria; Anthozoa; Scleractinia; Pocilloporidae
Product: metallophosphoesterase 1
Biological process (GO): GPI anchor biosynthetic process
Molecular function (GO): hydrolase activity
Source: RefSeq, a predicted model, not a curated record